Messenger RNA from Ornithorhynchus anatinus (platypus), 4302 nucleotides. It is a transcript of the gene SLC35E1, whose product is annotated as solute carrier family 35 member E1. The annotation marks the transcript as partial. Gene Ontology annotation, molecular function: antiporter activity. The record is from RefSeq and is a predicted model, not a curated record. Gene Ontology annotation, cellular component: Golgi apparatus. Lineage: Eukaryota; Metazoa; Chordata; Mammalia; Monotremata; Ornithorhynchidae. The transcript has 6 exons.
UUCUCCUCCUCCUCCCUUCUCCGGGGCUGCGGCCCCGCGCCCCCGCCCCACCCGGCCGGCACCUUCGCCCCCGGCCGGAGGUCGGCAGUCGGAGCGGGGCCGGAGCGCGGGAUGUCGGCUGGCCCGAUGGCGGCAAGCGGCGCGGGCGGCGCCGGGGCCCGGGAGGGAGCCCGGGUGGCCGCGCUGUGCCUGCUGUGGUAUGCCCUGAGCGCGGGCGGGAACGUGGUCAACAAGAUCAUCCUCAGCAGCUUCCCCUUCCCGGUGACGGUGUCCCUGUGCCACAUCCUGGCGCUGUGCGCCGGCCUGCCGCCGCUGCUGCGGGCCUGGCGCAUCGGGCCCGGGCCCGACCCGCUCCCGCCGGGCUUCUACCCGCGCUACGUGCUGCCCCUGGCCUUCGGCAAGUACUUCGCCUCGGUGUCGGCCCACUUCAGCAUCUGGAAGGUGCCGGUGUCCUACGCGCACACGGUGAAGGCGACGAUGCCCAUCUGGGUGGUGCUCCUGUCCCGGAUCAUUAUGAAGGAGAAGCAGAGCACGAAGGUUUAUUUAUCCUUAAUUCCUAUCAUCAGUGGUGUCCUGCUGGCUACAGUCACUGAGUUGUCUUUUGAUAUGUGGGGUCUCAUCAGUGCUCUUGCAGCAACCCUCUGUUUCUCACUUCAGAACAUAUUCUCCAAAAAGGUGUUGAGAGACUCCCGGAUCCAUCACCUUCGGUUGCUGAACAUCCUGGGUUGCCAUGCUAUCUUCUUUAUGAUCCCAACAUGGGUUUUGGUUGACCUUUCUUCUUUCCUAGUAGAGAAUGACCUGAAUUCAAUAUCCCAGUGGCCGUGGACAUUAAUGCUCCUGGCAAUCAGUGGAUUCUGUAACUUUGCCCAGAAUGUCAUUGCCUUCAGUAUUCUCAAUUUGAUCAGCCCUCUGAGUUACUCCGUGGCAAAUGCCACAAAAAGGAUCAUGGUCAUCACCGUUUCCCUCAUCAUGCUACGAAACCCAGUCACCAGCACCAACGUUCUGGGCAUGAUGACGGCCAUCUUGGGGGUCUUCUUGUACAACAAGACAAAAUAUGAUGCAAACCAAGAAGCAAAGAAGCAGCUCCUCCCUGUUACAGCUGGGGACCUCGUGAACCUGGAACACCAUCGGAACGUACCCGAAAAAUCUCAGAAUGGAAUUCUUUUCCCCCAACAUGGAGACUAUCAAUAUGGCCGAACCAGUGUCUUAACAGAUCACUUUCAGUACAAUAGGCAGAACUAUCCAAACACGUACAGCUUAAAUCGAUAUGACGUGUAAGCUUAUAGAGAACAGAGAGAGACUGUUUUGAGGUUCCUUUCUCCACCCCCCCACCCCCAGCCUCAGCAGUAUCAGAAACUUCUGGCUCGCCAGUGAAUGUAAAAAAACAAAAAACGGUGAUUGUGCAUCUUCUGGAGUUGGGAAGGUGCAUGAUUAUCAGAGGUACAGGUGUUCUCUUCCACUAAACAUAUUCUUAUGCAUGGAGCAACUAGUGUAAUCUGUCUGGAACAGGGAUUGUGCCGGCGUCGCAAGAGGGGUAGGUCCGGUUCAAAAACGUCAGCGUGGAUAUCCACUUUGGCAGUAUUUCCUCUGAGAGCCUGUAUUCUGAGGAUCGUGUGGCUAGGAAGAUGGUGGCCAGUGUUACCUCUCUGACCUUGACUGGUCCGACUGUACAGAUUUUUAAGUUCUCCCCUUUGUGUUGCUUUCUAAAACCCCAGAGAAAAACUGAAAUGAACUUCCCCCGUUGGUGUUAAGUUCUUCCUCUUGUGCACCAGCCGUGUGCUUAGCAUCUAGCAGUAGAAAUUUGAAUUUAAUUUCACAACACCUGGAGGAAUUGACGAUGGUCGAUCUAUUACCUAUGGCAUCUAUACACAAAAAAAUCCUCUGACCUUUACUUUCUUAAAUAACGGUAGUCCUUUAUAUGUCAGAAUAUUCCCCGAUAAGGGAAAGGACCCAUUAGAAAAUGGUUAUCCAGUUCACUUGCAUUGGGACUUGCUUCCUCUCCGUCGUGAAAUUUGAUCACGCUUCAUUCCCCUCUGAUUAUCGUGGGCUACGUCCCCGACGAACCCCACGUUAAGGGAGACGUGCAUCGGAGUACCGUCUCUCCCGACCUCACAUCAGGUUCUCUCCAGACAGGUGCGUACCAUCAAAAGAACGUUCCCCAAGUCCCCAACAGUGUGUUAGCCAAAACGCGUAGAGAAAAUACGUGGUACGGAAGAACUAAGGGUAUUGACAAGUUCGGUAGAGAGGAAAUCAGGCAGGCAGAUGCCGAGUGACUCAUUUUAUGAGAAGAAUUUUGCACUUUUCUAUAAUGAUAAUUAAGGUAUUUAUUACAAGCUUACUCUAUGCUAAGCACCGAGGUGGAUAUCGGGUAAUUAGAUUAGAGGCAGCCCCUGUCCCAGUUAGGGAGAAUAGGUGUCAUAGUACCGUUUUAUUGAUGAAACUGAGGCACAGGGAGGUUAAGAGACUUGCCCCAAGUCACACAGCAGGCCAGUGGCAGACCUGGGAUCAGAACCCAGGUCUUCUGACUCCCAGGCUCUGGCCAUACUGCCCAUCUACCCUCUACCACUCCUGAUGUGACUGGCUUCUGUGUCUGAACCCCUUUGAAUUUCAAUGUUUUUAAACCGUUGAUUUUAUUCUACUUUUAUCUGCCUCGUUGAUGUUUCUGUGUAAAGUUACAGUCUGUUAUGCAUCGCGUCUUAUAAUUUCAGACCAAAUUACUGUAAUCUUUGAACAAAAUAAAUUAAUUGAGAAUGUUUCAAAAGCCCUGGGCUUCCUUAGUACAUAAGCGAUGCCGAUAUUUGCAUUCGGCCUAAAGGUGAAUAUUAAAGAACUGUACAUUUCUGGAUCUUGUGAUCGCACACAGGUAUCCAAAUAUAAGAUUUCUGGGCCAUUUGGUUUCUGAAAAUUAGAGCAAAAGCGAGCAGCAUUAUCUGAUUUGUUAGAUGAUAGAUAUGGGAGAAGAGGAGCAGUGGUUUCUGGGAAAAGCUCAUAGGAUUAUUAUUAUUAUUAUUAUUUUUGGAUAUGGUUGUGAGGUUGGAACUACUUUCCCCCCUUCUCUUUUUUGGUAAUAAUGGAUUAUUUCGCUUUUCCAUCAAUCCUAUGAUGUGUAAAGAAAUGAGGCUAGUUUUUUUUUCCUUUUCAUUCUACGUGCCAGGCUAUCCCAGUUAAAAUUAUUUUUACUCACUGGCUUAUUGCAAUUGUCUGUUAAGUCCUAAAGAGCUAGUUUUCCCCUAUUCUAGAAUAUUUGUUUGGCAUAGUCCUCUGACCAGGAUGUACGAUGAGGCUUCACUAAUAAUGGAAUGAGAUAUCAUUCCAUUUUUUUGUAUGGGUCCUGUAAUAUUUCUUGUAAAUCUUUGUUCCCACUUUUCUACGGUGGUACUUUUGUAAGGCGAAGGGGAAGUAGGAAAGCAAAAUGAAAACCAUUCUAGAUUGUAGGCGAGGUUAGAUUCUGAAGUUGGUAUUUUUUUAGUUGGCAGUGUGCCAGAGAGAGGACAUUACUAAGUGAAUUCUUAGUCUCACUAGCACAGUAGUGUUCCUGGCUCUAUUUUAGUUUCCAAGGACAUUACUCAAAUUCUAAAAUGACUGUGUCUGCAUUCAACUAAAAUGAAGUUUCUGGUAUUGCAGUUUAUCUGUUAAUUUAAAUUUUUCCAUUUGCAAUGAGAGAUCCUACUCUAAAAUGAAGCAACUGUCAGGUUUUACAAUGGCUUGUAAAUUAAUAAAUGGCAUAUUUGUACAUAUGUUUAUGGCAAGUGCGUACACUGGACUGAAACUAGACAAUCAUAUAAGAUGACGACCCUCCCGCUACAUCAGAGGAAAGGAAAUCAUUUUUAAAGAAUAUGACGUAGCUCAAAGUACAUGUACAUAGAACUUUAGCCAUUCAGUGAGACUCGGUUUUGUUUUACCUACCCUAUCGUUUACGGUAGUUUGUCUUUAUCGCCAGACAUUUACGUGAGGAAAAUGAAACUAACCCUUCAAGGAGGAAUGUUCGAUUUAGGAAGUAGCACUUAACAGCUUUUCUAAACCCACGAAAUUUUGCUAUGCAUCUAACAUAAAACCGUGAAAGAGGGAUGUUUCUCAAAAUGGCCCAUAACUGGACUUAGGACACAUCAUAGUAUAAUGGUCUUAAAUAGAAGCGUUAUUUAAAUACUUGAAAAUUUGCAGACCUGUUUUAAAUUAUAUUGCACUUGUUUCCAAGUCUGAGAUGCUUAUGAAUCGUUCUGUGAAAGUUCAUUCUUCAUGUUAUGUAUAUUUACCGAUGGCGUUUACCAAAAAAAAUAAAUGACCAUCCAUGGGGAAAUAGAA